AGGUUUCAAUCAUAACCUCGCGCGUGUACGACUUUGUUCGGGCAUGUCCGGAGAUAUAUGCGGACAAGCUUCUACUAGUAUAGAAACCAAACAUGUUGUGACCGAAAAUAAAUAAAUUUACUACAUAAUAAACAAAGGAAUAUUCCUAUGUCAGGAAUUCGUUUAGUUUUAAUCCUAAAAAAAGUAAGGAUAUGCAUCUUUCUAAUACUCCAUGUGCCAGCUGUUUUGACAUUUUCAUUCUUAUUCCAAUCCAGAUCCGUCUUACAUUUUCUUACAUGAACAUACAAAAUAACAGACAACGAAAGUUUCGUCUCGUACAAAUGUGACCUUAAAGACCGACAGGAUUCGUGACCUGCUGAGGAUAAUUCUGUCGACUUGUCACUGAAUUAUCAUCGGAAUGAGUAUCUGGUCCAUGCUGAACGUAUUCAUUAAAUUUGGAUUUUGGCCCACGAGACUUUUCUGGCUCCCGAUUCUGCACCUCGUCACGGUUGCGCUUAUAAGCUCCGCUUUGCCAAGGUUUUAUAGAAGACAUGUAGAGUUGGUUAAUUUCUUCCAAAGUAAGACCCUUCGUUUCCUUGGCAAAGAGGAAGAUGAUAACAGCAGCUGUCAGGUUGCAAGAUGCAAAAAGAUAUCCAUACUUGAAGCCAAUGGAAUUGCUAAUAAAUGGAGUAAAGAACGAAAUCAAAAAGUUGCAAAACCAAUUGCUUGCUGUAGCGACGGCAGCGCAUUUGGAACGGUAACGAAUGGGAUAGGAUUCACCAACAAUAACGUAUGCUGCAGGAGCCCAAGAUUGAGCAAAGCAGAAAAUAAAGAGACAAGAGAAGACAAUCAUGACAGCCCCAGCACGAUGAUUUGAGGUCCCGUUGGGGCGUGUUAAAGCACGAUCACCAACUGAAGCGUAAAUGAAGAAGCAAAUAGAUUGCCAAAUACCACCAAAAAUGAGGGGGUUACGACGACCAAAGUACUCUAGGACGAAGAUGGCACCAAAGGUACAGCCAAAAUUGACAGCAUCGAGAAUCAAUGAAGCCAAGAAAGGAGAGUUCAAACCGGUACCACGGAACACUUGAGUACCGUAAUAGAAGAAAUAGUUGUUACCAGUUAAUUGUUGGAAAGCCAUAACUGCCAUACCUAAUAAUGUACGGUAACGGAUAGGACUUUGGAAGAUUUCUAUCCAUCUGCAGGGACCACCUUCAGUUUCAGCUUCCACGUCUGUUUGAAUAGCAUUGUAUUCCUUUUGCAUUAAAGGGUGAUCUGGUGUAAGUCCGGAGUUGCGACACAAAAUCUGCAUGCACUCUUCGUUUUGCCCUCUCAUUGCCAAAUAACGUGGAGAUUCCUUUAAAAAGAGCAUACCUAAAAACAUCAAAAUUCCCCAUAACAAGUUAAUACCGAUUGGAACUCGCCAUUGUGUAGUUCCAUGACGCUUUUGUGUGCCAAUGUUGACACAUGCAGCGAUGAAAAUACCAGCAGUAAUGAAAAGUUGGUAAGUAGUGACAAUGGCACCGCGAAUCUGUGGUGGAGCAGAUUCAGACUGAUAACCUGGAGCAAUAACCGAAAGGGCUCCAAUGCUGAGACCAGUCCAAAUUUUUGCGACCAUGAUUUGAACCCAAGAAGGAACUGUGGUAAGUUGUACAAUGAUGCCGCUUAUAUAGACCAAAGCCCAUCCCAUGAUACAUUUUCUUUUACCAAAACGAUCGGCUAAGGGUGAAGAAAGUAAGCAACCGAUUGUUGUACCUAUGUUUACCAUACCGACCAGAAGACCCUGACGUGCUGAAGAAUACGAAUAUGUGUCGGCAACCGGAUCAUAGCGGUCUGCAUAUCUCGAUUGAAAGUCUCUCAUGCUGGUAAUACCACCAAUGGAACCCGUGUCAGCGCCAAACAUCCAGCCGGCCAUGGACACGAAGACCAACAUCAUGGUCGUGAGUAAUUUCCCCAUUUUGAAAAACGAUAAUCAGGUUUUCCAAGGAAAGCAAUAAAUGGACGAUAGCUUAUAAGAAUGGAUGAUUUCGACCCAAGAAUAAAAUAAAAAUACUAGAGGAUAUAUUAAUACUGCGUUGUAUACGGAAUCUUGAAUCCCGAUUGACUGAUUCUGUAUUUGCUUUUAUAUGAGACUUGUUCAGAAUAAACAAACAAGGCAGAACCAAUUACAUAAAGUGGUUGUUUACUCCAAACUUUAUAGCGAAGAAUGCUGAGCGUGUUUUAAAGACGCGAACGAAGUAAACAAACUGAACUGAAAACACUAUUUUAUUUGAGGUUUGCGAGAAUUGAAGAUUGGCUAGCAAGUUCUGAGAAAAUUCAAAAGAUGGUCCCCACUUGAAGUAAAGAAGCUUGAGAAAGAGGUUUCUGACGAUGCUUUUGUGUCUUACGGGAAACAACUAGUUACCAGCCGUAUGAAGUUUGGUGUCAGAUUUUCAAAAGUAAACCUGAUUAAAAACUAUUGUAUGUAUAUACCUCCUCUACUCAAGAUUACCUCAGUCUUCUCCAGUUCAUGUUUAGUUAUGAUCGAAAUGUCGCAAAACAAUACUGCAAUAAUUAGGAAAUCGGUAACACUACCUUUCCUGCUAAUGAAGCUGGCCAUGAUAUAUUUGUGACGUAGUAUUAUGACAGUCGGUCACUCUUAUCUAAUUAAGUUUCGGUCAAUACAGGGAGAUAUGAUACUGUAAUAUACAUGCAUAACCCAAUCAUAUGGAUCCCCACCUUGAAUCUCCACAGCCAUAAAGUUUGGGGUAUGUUUACCAUUAGUCGCAAGUGUAAACAAACAAGGAACCAGUCUAUGAUUCCUCAUGAAUAGUCUGAGGAGGGAGUCCAUCCAAAUUGGGAGUAUAAAUUGUAUUUCAUAAAUUAUUUCAGAUUUAAUUUUCUGAAGAAAUAGCCGCUACUCCGAAAACCUACACCACAUUGUUUGUGUUGGUAUUAUGACCAUUCAACGCUAGACACCUCAUCUUUCUGUAACAUAAAAAUGGAGAAAAUGAGGGGCAUGAAUCCAAAAAAGCUUAUUUUCUUUACUCAAAUGAGGCACUGUUCGUAUAAUUCGGUGGCUACACAGACUAUAAACGCUAAUUUUCAUGUGGCUGGAUUCUAUAGGAAGAGGGGAAGACUAUUCACUCAUUACAUGGUCAAUUUUAAUUUGAAAGUGCUUGAAAACGCCUUGUCAUUUUGGUCCCAGUUUAUGAUCAUUCAAUGACUAGAUUUAUCCAUGUUUUCUAUAUAUUCCGUGAAUUCUCUCUCAUUCUGGCAUCAAUAUUUCUUGGUCCUGCUCAAAUAUAUUCAUUUUUUGCCUAUUCUCACACUUCUUUUUUGGUGUUCAAUUCAUUUUCAACUGUUUGUCUAUUUCAGCUCGUUUUACAAGUAUGACUCAAAUCUCAAAAGUUUCUUACAAUCGCCCUACCAUACAAGCCAAGCGUGAUCAUGCACAAGCUACAAGCUUUUCAGUCUCCACGGAACAUACAAAGCUUGAGUCUUUUGAAAUGGACAAGUAUUCCAAACUUGAAGGCCUUCGUGCACAAUUGUAUAAUCUAUUAGCAAAAGCACCCUUUUCUAAUCUCCGCAAACGCGAUUCUAUUUUGCACAAGUUGUUUCGAUUGCUAUAUUGCCCAGGUCAUUAUAUCUCAUGCCGUGAGAAGCAGCAUAUCCAUCGAGUAGUCACUACUAAAAGUUUGAUGCAUAGCUCACCUGGUGCUAUUGACAUCGUUUACAAAGAUGGUAGGCAAGAGGAAGAUUCGAUUGAUGAUUUCUAUACCGACGCUAUGCAGUCGCCGUUAUCCAUGACUGUGAUCAAUGAUGAUAGCAAGUCUUCGUAUUCGGAGUCUUCUACUUGUACAAAGUACAGCUUUCCCGAUAGUGCUUCUUCCAUAUCCUGCACAGCUCAGAAGGAUUUGGAUACGUACAAACAAAAAUUAAUGACCGAUAAGAGUGAAGACCAUAAUAGCAUUGAUUGGUUUUCCAUGGAUAGCGACGAUGAAGAUUCACUAAGCUUCUCAAGCUCUGACAUUGAAAAAAACUUCUCCGUUCUAAAAGAAUUACUUAAAAAUUCAGAACUAAAGUCCGUUGGUCAAGUUGUGCAAGGAGAAGAUAUUGAUCGUUUGGAGAACACAUGGAAAUCACUGAAUAGUGGAUCUAUUGAUGAUCCUUCUAUCUUGCUUCUCCGUUUAGAAUUCCUGUUGGCAGACCUGCAAACUGCCAUUCGUAAAUAUCCAGAAAUGACCUGUGGAAACUACCAAAACGAAGCCUUUUUUGAUAAAGUAAAAGUGGAACUUCAAGGUUUUGGCGUCUGCGUAUAAUAUUCCUUUCAUUUCUCUUAUGAUAAUUUAAAUUUCCUAACCUCAUAUCUAUGUGAUUAACUUUUUCUUUCUUUGAUACUUUUUGCCUCUUUUUUUUUUUUGCUACGAGAGCUAAGCUCUUUGCUAUUAUGAACUAUAUUCUCAUGUUUUAAAGGAACUCUCAUUUCAGAUUCAUUCCUAUUAAUCAACUAAUCUAAUUUCUAAUAUUCAGCAGUAUUAUAAUUUUCCUUUUGGAAUAAUCCGACGACCGGAUAAUGGUAUUUAUCUGUAUAAUAAUGUAAAUAUUUUCACUACAAUUUAGUGAUGAUAACGGAACCCAUUCUAUAUAUUUAUUUUAGAUUUGAUGGAAGUAAUGUACGAAUGCUUGAGAUUGAAACCAA
Molecule: messenger RNA, 4657 nt
Organism: Schizosaccharomyces octosporus yFS286
Lineage: Eukaryota; Fungi; Ascomycota; Schizosaccharomycetes; Schizosaccharomycetales; Schizosaccharomycetaceae
Product: meiotically upregulated Mug46
Exons: 1
Coding region: 3348-4277 (309 amino acids)
Source: RefSeq, a predicted model, not a curated record